Aspergillus versicolor CBS 583.65 is the source of this 669-nucleotide messenger RNA. RefSeq lists its product as uncharacterized. The transcript has a single exon. NCBI's taxonomy places the organism in Eukaryota, Fungi, Ascomycota, Eurotiomycetes, Eurotiales, Aspergillaceae. The record is from RefSeq and is a predicted model, not a curated record. Bases 1 to 669 code for a protein of 222 amino acids.
AUGUUCCAAGCUAAUCGGGUCCCAGGCGAAGAAUGCAUCUCUCAGACAGAGUACCCUGACCCUCCUGAGACCACAGCCUGCGGCAAUACGAUCUUCAAGCCGAUGAACGUUCAGUCUCAGAGUGGUAAUUAUCACAACACAGGCUCGUCGAGUAGCACGAAUGGUACGGAUGCAGCAGACCCUGCCUUUCUAGGAGGUCACCCUGAGGAAAUAGAUGUGGCAGUCCCUCUUCCAUCUGUCUACCCUGUACAGUAUCUUCCAGAUGGCACCAACAUUGGAGCCCAGUGUGAAAAGGAAUACCAGACAUAUCCGGCUAAAUUGGCAUCGGACCGUGAUACCCUAAAGAUCCGUGUGCGUGAGCUGGAGAGGAAUGGCUCUCAAAUGGGCAAACGCCUUCUAUUAGAGUUACAAAAGUCUCGCAACGCUGAGACCAGAUACAGGGAUUUAGCCAAGGACCUUUUUAUCUCAAACCGGAGGAUCCACCACUUGGAGCAUCUGGUUAGCUUGCAGGAUAAAUAUAUUGACCAUUGUCUGGUCAAGACGAACAGGCUUCAGGGUGAUAUUGCGCGGACUGUUCGGAGUGCUACCUAUACAAGAACGCCGUCACAGGUUCGCAGAAGCGCCAGGAUUAGAGACAAGGUAUCGAAGCAGCGAAGAGCGAAAUGCUGA